This is a messenger RNA of Aureobasidium melanogenum CBS 110374, 1089 nucleotides long. RefSeq names its product cyclin-like protein. Gene Ontology annotation, molecular function: cyclin-dependent protein serine/threonine kinase activator activity. Gene Ontology annotation, biological process: regulation of transcription by RNA polymerase II; positive regulation of DNA-templated transcription, elongation. Gene Ontology annotation, cellular component: nucleus; cyclin/CDK positive transcription elongation factor complex. Bases 1 to 1089 code for a protein of 362 amino acids. The record is from RefSeq and is a predicted model, not a curated record. The transcript has 2 exons. Lineage: Eukaryota; Fungi; Ascomycota; Dothideomycetes; Dothideales; Saccotheciaceae.
AUGCCGCCGUCUGCGUCGUCUGCCGAUCACCUUCCCCCUCACCAGCCCGCCGCCCGCCAGCGCCCAAAGUCGCCGGAUCGUGUACUCGCUGAGGCCGAAGCGCAAUGGCUCUUUACUGAACAAGAAUUAUUACACACGCCAUCAGUUCAGGAUGGUAUGUCGCCUGAGAAGGAAAAGGAGAUACGCGCAAAGGGUAUCAACUUUAUCCGUCAAGUCGGCAUCAUGCUCAAGCUGCCCGAACUCACUCUGUCAACCGCUGCCAUCUUCUUCAACCGCUUCCUCAUGCGCGUCAGUCUCGUUGAUCGUCCCGGCCAAAAAGCACUGCACCACUACACACUCGGUGCUACCGCUCUAUUUCUGGCCACUAAAGUUGAAGAGUCAUGCCGCAAGAUGAAGGACCUGGUUGUUGCCUGUUGCCGUGUUGCUCAGAAAAACCCAAACUUGUUGAUCGACGAGCAAAGUAAAGACUUCUGGAAAUGGCGCGAUACUAUCCUGCUGAACGAAGAUGUCUUGCUCGAGAUGUUGUGCUUCGAUCUCACAAUCGAAGCUCCUCACAAACAGCUCUACGAGAUGCUCAAGUACUAUCAAGUCCAUCACAAUAAGCAACUGCGCAACGCUGCCUGGGCCUUUGUCACCGAUAGCAACAUCACUCAACUUUGUCUGCUCUGCUCAAGCCAUACAAUUGCUGCUGCUGCUCUGUAUUCAGCUGCCCGCUAUUGUAAUGUCGCCUUCCCAGAUUCUCCUGACGGCCGUCCGUGGUGGCACGUUCAGCACGUCUCACUUGAGGAUAUUCUGAAAGCUUGCAAUUACAUGGCUGCCAACUACGAACAUGUUCCCAUCAAACCUGGUCAUGAAGGCGCUCAAACUAUUUAUGCUAUUACCAGUCCCUCCGCCCCAAUACUACACCAAGAUACUACCACGAGCAAUGGGAGCAAAAUCCAUCAUCUUGACCCGCCGCAUGACGAUAGAGCUGCCAAGAAGAGACGUACUUCCGAUUCUGCUACUGCCCCUACUUCUGUUCCUCGCCACGAAGCCGCCUCUCGCACCGUCGAGAGUCACGGUAGUGAGGAGGGCGAGGUUGAAGGCUAA